AUGGCCCACCUCGCAACUCGCCAGAGGGUACUUCCAGCCCUCUCCCAACACGCCCGCUCCUUGCCAUUCGCUCUCCGCGCAAAUGCGGUCUCAUCACGCCGCUUCCUUACCGAUAAGCCAGGGCUAGCGGGAACAGAUAUCCGAGACGCAGCCGACGCCAGGAAGACAUCGCCGCCGCAACCCAAGAUCUCAAAUGCCAGUGUGCCGGGCCAGGGGGAGAAGCUCACUAAAGAGCAGCAGCGCGAGGUCGAUGAGCACAACCGGGAUUUCGAGGAGAAACACGACAGGGCCCAACCUGCCUCAGAUGACAAGGUGAACAAGAAGUUCUGGUCCAGCGGCACUGAGGGUAGUAAAUGA
Messenger RNA from Colletotrichum truncatum, 357 nucleotides. RefSeq lists its product as uncharacterized. The record is from RefSeq and is a predicted model, not a curated record. Lineage: Eukaryota; Fungi; Ascomycota; Sordariomycetes; Glomerellales; Glomerellaceae.